GGGGAUGAUAAUUCCAAUUGCUAUUGAAUACCUAUUUGGAUAAUCCAACAUUUAUCUGACCAUCGCACUUAUUUCUUUCCAAUUCACUCUCUUGUUAUGUUAUUAAUGUGGUUUUCUCAAUUUCUCCUUUUGCAAAACAUUGUAUUUGUGACAUCGGAUAAUGUCUUAUUAACAACACCCUGGUCAGACAGUAUUGUAUAUCCUAACAUCUUACUUGACAUAGCCUCACUACUUGCGGACCAUGGUCACAAUGUCACUUUCCUUGCUCUUGAUACAGACGACAACAUACCAGAUAAUAUCAGAUAUCUAGUUGGAAAUGUUAGCAGGACUGAGAAGAUCCUACAAAGAACCGAGUAUCUCCACGAAGUAGCAGAAGCAAGUGGUGCUUUAGCAGGACCCUCAUCUAGACUUAUAACUCAGAGCAUCGUGGGGUCGAACAAAGCUUUAGAGGUCAACAUCGAACAGUUAAAGAUACGAUUUGAUUACCUCAUGAGCAAAGAGGUGGAGGAUAUUAUCAGAGCGGGAAAUUUUUCUCUGAUUAUAGCAGACGAGACAGCCUUCCAUCCAAUAGCACUACAAACAAGGAAAUUAAUGAAACAAAACCAGGAACAGCCUAACCAAAUACCGAUAAUAACUGUGCUCUCUAUAGCAGAUCAGCACAGAUCCCGGAUAGAGCAGAAUCUACCAACUCUUCUUACAAGUGAGGCUGGACAGUUUCUAAAUCUCUACACCUCUUACACGCCACCUGACUUCAAUACCAGACUCACCACUCUGUGGGAGAUUGGUUACUUUGCAUGGCAGGUGGUGCCCAGGAUAUUAUCCCUGUUUACAGGAUAUUUGGAGGAGGCAGGAGUGGGCAGCUUAACCGAACUAGAUAACAUGACUAGCCUGUAUCUAGUUAACGACCAUCCUGCAAUUUCCUUCUCUAAUUUAGCUCCCCCGAACUCUGUUAACAUCGCCUCGCUCAAUUUCAAGACUCCCCGCAAAGUACCGCAACAUUUCACUGAAUUCGUAGAAGAGUGCGGGAAUAGACGUGUCGUGAUGGUGGUUUUGGAAGAAGUAGCGUACAAGAGCAGACUAAAGAAGAUUAAUCAGACUGUCGGAAAACUCAUUUUAGAGUCACUACAGAAAGAGGGAUUUUGUGUUGUAGGACAAAAGUUGCCGUCUCAUUUCAUCAACGAUCAAACAUUUAAUUCAGCAAAUUUGCCCGUUGAAAAUAUCUUGGGCAGUGGAAUGGUAUCCCUCUUUAUUUGCCAAUGUGGGAACAAGCAGAGGAUUCAGGGUGUGUUGUACCAAGUGCCCAUGCUAUGUGUCCCACUAUUUGCGGAUCAGUUCUCAAACUCUGUAUCCGUGGUAAGAAACCAGUUCGGUGCUAUGCUCAUGAGAGAGGAAAUGUCUGAGGAAACUUCCAGUAAUUCGGUCAAGAACGUUCUUGAGCAAUGGGAUGACAUUAAAGCGAACUUAGCUCGAUCAGCAUCAGCAGUUCUUGAUGAUCCGAAUGGUUCAAAACAAGCAGUUCUGUUUUACUGCAACUAUUUGUUAAAAUUUGGGAAUGCGGAUUAUUUGAAAAAUAAAGUUAUCAUGAAACAGAGUGUGAUACAAGUUUACAAUUUGGAUAUUUUAGGUCUUUUAACGAUAAUUUUAGUUGUUUUGGGUUGUUUUCUUUUUAUAUUAAUGAGGACAUCUUUUAAGUUUUGUGGUUGGUUUAUACAGAAGAAACUGAAAUCAGACUGAAUUUGAUCAUAUAUUAGUAAUAUAGUAGUAUAAUAUUACUGUUAUUAACCUCGAUGAAGUUUUUCGCUGUUUAGUUUUUUUA
Messenger RNA from Bolinopsis microptera, 1816 nucleotides. Its product is annotated as UDP-glucuronosyltransferase 3A1-like. The transcript has a single exon. Bases 97 to 1734 code for a protein of 545 amino acids. The record is from RefSeq and is a predicted model, not a curated record. Gene Ontology annotation, molecular function: UDP-glycosyltransferase activity. Lineage: Eukaryota; Metazoa; Ctenophora; Tentaculata; Lobata; Bolinopsidae.